AUGGUUAACCCAGAAACUCCACGCGACUUUGAUGGGUGCACAUUCUCUCAUGGUCUGGAGGACUGCCGCAUGGUUUAUCACAUGAGCAGUUUUAGAUAUGAGUUCUUCUUUCUACCUGGCGCUACCGCUGAAGAAUGUGUUGCGCAUUGUCGUGGCGAGUUGGCUGCUCGAGGUACCAUGUGGCACCAGGUCCGCAAGGUGACGCAAGCCUGGAAGAAGCACGCCGCAAGCGAAGAAGCAGUUGAUGAUCCAGCUGAAGCGUUACCUCCUGGCGAUGACGAUGAGCCUCAUUUCGGUGUCACAAGUGAACAAGGACUUCCUGGGUUCCCAUGGGCGAAAAAGGCUAGCGACUGUGGGGUCCUGACCAAGACCACGAUGUCUGCGUCGUCCAAUUUGACCCUAUGCCCAUCGAAUGGGAAGAAGGAGCAAGGGUCAGAUGGGAUCCGAUGGAACACCCUAUUCAUUUAA
Messenger RNA from Clonostachys rhizophaga, 468 nucleotides. The record is from the annotation of a GenBank genome assembly. Lineage: Eukaryota; Fungi; Ascomycota; Sordariomycetes; Hypocreales; Bionectriaceae.